This is a messenger RNA of Arvicola amphibius (Eurasian water vole), 2415 nucleotides long. Its product is annotated as growth-regulated alpha protein. The record is from RefSeq and is a predicted model, not a curated record. Gene Ontology annotation, cellular component: extracellular region. Gene Ontology annotation, molecular function: CXCR chemokine receptor binding; chemokine activity. Lineage: Eukaryota; Metazoa; Chordata; Mammalia; Rodentia; Cricetidae. Gene Ontology annotation, biological process: neutrophil chemotaxis; cellular response to lipopolysaccharide; antimicrobial humoral immune response mediated by antimicrobial peptide. The transcript has 6 exons. The coding region runs from base 1360 to 1665 and encodes 101 amino acids.
GAGGAAGGAGGUUGUUCUGCUAAGAAUUAACUCACGGGACUAAUAUCACUAAUUAUCUUCUGGAAGGAAGAUCUUGGCACAUGGAGUAAAGCAAUUAUAGGAUAAGCUAGGACUGCCAGACAGUUAUGGAAGUUACACCAACAAAGUCAUCAAGGUGUCUCUAUAACUCUGCAUUGAGAGAGCAUCCAGGCAAAGGGCUCGUCCUUCCACAUUCUAUGCCCUGUGGUGCUCACCUGGGAUCUCCAGUAAAAUGCCAACAACAGCAACGGAAGGAACAGGAAACUGGUAUGGAAAUUGCAGUUAAACAGGCUGUGGAACGGUUUAAAUAAAGAGCUACAAACAUGUCAAUAAUUAUCUCUCAAGUCUCGUGUAGCACCUCCUGCAUCUGAGAAGCCCUGGGAUGGUGGGAGCAUGAGGUUUUGGAGGUCAAUAGAUAGUUCAGCCUAGGCUUCAUCAGACAACAACAACAGCAGCAAUAAUAAUAGUAAUAAAACUUUCAGAGACUCAAUUUUGUAAUAAAGAUAUAUUUUGGAAAACCAUAGUCCUUUGCACUUAAACCGGUGUCUUGUGGCAUCCGUGUCCCUCACAGCUUUCCUGUGGACUUCCCUUAGUCAAAACAAGUUAUGACCCAUCAUACAACAGGACAGUGACGGUUCAGGAACUAUUGGGGUUUGGGAAGUUCCAGAGUUCAAAAGACAAAGAGGAGAUUGCUGUAUUGUUCUAAAAUAAACACAGAGCUAAACUUGGCAAUGAUCUUUCUCCUCCUCCUCCCGUGUUUCUCUGAGGAAAAACUCAGGCCAAAUGUGACUUAUUUAAUAUCACAAAAGUAGCAGGAAAAAGCAAACGUCCUCACAUGGAAUAAGAGACCAUAGGUAUAUUUUUAAAGUGUGUGUUCAUCUCAGACAGGAACGCAAUCUACAAAACUCAAAAGACAGGGGAAGCUGCCAUCCACCCUAAUCGCUCUAGUCCCAACUGGAGUCUUAAGCAAAGCAGCCCUCACGUGCUCACAACGGGUGUGGCCCACCACUCCCUGCGAGCUGAGUCCCUGGAAUCCCGCCGCUCCCCGUGAGCCCGUCACUUCUCCAGCGAAGCACGUCACUCCCUCCCCUUUGGGACUUUGGGACAAAAAGCAAAAAUCCCGGAGUCCAAUCCUUGGGAGUGGAGCAAGGGGCGGAGCGACGUCCUUUCCGGUUGUGGGGAAACACCCUGAGCUACGGGAAUUUCCCUGGCCCGGGACGCGGUCUUUUCCAGGCACCAUGCAUAAAAGGGGCUCGUGGAGCCCCAGAACCCCAGAUUGCGCUUCAGAGCCUCCAACCAGCUACUGCACUCCAGACUCCAGCCACACUCCUGCUCAACGCCAUGGCCCCAGCCACCCGUCCACUGCUCCUUGCCUCUCUGCUGUUGCUGCUACUGCUACUGGCCACCAGGCACCAGGUCACAGGGGCACCCGUCGCCAACGAGCUGCGCUGUCAGUGCCUGCAGACCUUGGCGGGAGUUCACCUAAAGAACAUUCAGAGCUUGAAGGUGACGCCCCCAGGACCCCACUGCACCCAGACCGAAGUCAUAGCCACUCUCAAGGAUGGUCGCGAAGUUUGCCUUAACCCUGAAGCCCCCAUGGUUCAGAGGAUCGUUCAAAAGAUGCUAAAGACGGGCAUCCGCAAGUGACAGAGAAAGGAGGAAGAUUGCCGUGGUGGCGCCUGUGAACACGGGCUUCUGACAGCACUAGCUUAACACAUUCUAUGGUUUCUUAAGAAAGUCCUAUUUAUUUAUGUAUUUAUUUAUUUCACAAAGCUCGUGUAUUUUUAUUUGACAUUAAUAUUUAACGAUGUGGAUGUGUUUUAUCAAUGGUUGUUCAGUUUGAAGAUGGUAGACUUAAACUAUCUUAUUAAGGCCAGGUGUUGGUGGUAGAGGCCUUUUAUUCCAGCACCUGGGAGGCAGAGACAGGUGGAUGUCUGUGAGUUUGAGGCCAGCCAGGUCUACAAGUUCCAGGAAAGGCACCAAAGCUACACAGAGAAACCUUGUCUCGAAAAACCAAAAAAAAAAUCAUAUUAAACUAAUAUUUAAUAUUUAUUGGAGACCAUCAAGUGUCAACCACCGUGAUAGAAGGAUGCGGGUUAGGAGGAAAAAAAGCAGAGAGAUGAGAGCAUAUGAUCAUGAUUUGUAUUAGGGUGAGGGUAUGUGUGUGGACCUAUGUUUGAAUGUCUUGAAAAGAAUGUCAGUUAUUUAUUGAAAGUGAUCUUUCAUAUUAAUAGUCAACAUGGAUGUGUUGAUGUUUCCCUUGGACAUUUUGUGUCUAGUCUGUAGGGCAUAAUGCCCUGUUAUAUUCUGUAACCAGUGUUUCUCUUUGUCUUGGGACAGAGAGGUUCAAGGAACUGUUAUAAAUGAAAUAAAAAUAAAAGUUUUAACAAAAAAUAA